AUGUUGUGUGGCAUUUGGAUUUUUGCAUGUAGUGAAUUACGAAGUAUAUAUAAAUACUACAUUGAUGCAUAUGUUGCGCUUUAUCAGCUAAAAACAGAAAAAGAAGAAUUAAACACAAUAUACAAAAUGAUCAAAACAGAACUGCUUAAAUCAAUGAAAUAUCUUCCCAAAAAUAUUAUAAGGGAUAUUUUAGAUUUUAUCCCGUAUAAUAAUCGUUAUACAAAGUCAUAUUUGUCACCUGUCAAAUGCAUAUUUGAUGAUUUUCAUGUAACAGAUGUCAACAAUGUUGAAGAUAUUUCAAGCUUCCUGUUUUAUAAAGAGUAUGGAAUUAAAUUAUACAAAAAUGAUAAUUUGAAAGAAUUUGAAUCAGUAAAUCUCGAUAUUCAAACAGAAAAAGCAAUUUUCGGAAUGUUAUGUAUAAUGACAAAGAAAAAUGGAGACAAACAAACUGCUCUUCAUUAUGCAGUAGCAAAUAGUAGUAAAGAAAUUGUCGAACUUCUUGUUUCGCAUGGUGCGAAUAUCAAUGAAAAAGAUGGAAAUGGAAUAACUCCUCUUCAAUAUGCAGUAGGAAAUAAUCAUAAAGAGUUGGUUGAAUUUCUUGUAUCUCAUGGUGCGAAUAUCAAUGGAAAACACGGAGACGGACAAACCGCUCUUCAUUGUUCAACAUGUUAUAAUAAUCAUAAAGAAGUAGCUGAAUUUCCUGUUUUACAAGUUGCAAAAAAGAAUUCUUUUGGAGAUGAAAUAAAAAAUAAUUAUGUUCUCAGCACUGAUUCUAUUCGUAAAAGCAAUUUUUUACGAUAA
Trichomonas vaginalis G3 is the source of this 801-nucleotide messenger RNA. Its product is annotated as protein ubiquitination. The coding region runs from base 1 to 801 and encodes 266 amino acids. NCBI's taxonomy places the organism in Eukaryota, Parabasalia, Trichomonadida, Trichomonadidae. Gene Ontology annotation, molecular function: protein binding. The transcript has a single exon. The record is from RefSeq and is a predicted model, not a curated record.